This is a messenger RNA of Microsporum canis CBS 113480, 828 nucleotides long. RefSeq lists its product as hypothetical. The transcript has a single exon. The record is from RefSeq and is a predicted model, not a curated record. NCBI's taxonomy places the organism in Eukaryota, Fungi, Ascomycota, Eurotiomycetes, Onygenales, Arthrodermataceae. The coding region runs from base 1 to 828 and encodes 275 amino acids.
AUGGUUUUGCCUGCGUCCACAAUGAUCUUUUAUGACAUCGCCCUCGCACCACCAGUGCUAGACAACGCCAGCUCGCCCAACCCAUGGAAGUCCAGAUAUGCCCUGAACUUCAAAAAAACGCCCUAUAAGACGACCUGGGUCCCCUUUCUCGAUAUCAGCAGCGUCAGAGGCGCUCUCAACAUCCCUGCCUCACGCACAUUCAUUGAUGGAUCUCCCUAUCACACUCUCCCUAUGCUCUCUGACCCGGCCACUGGUCGAAUAGUCGGUGACUCCUUUGAGAUCGCAGUAUACCUACAGGCACAGUACCCGUCGUCGGGAGGAGACUUGUUCCCAAAACAGGAUCUAAAGUUUGUCUAUGGACAAAACCCGGUGCUGUUUGCGCCCAUCUCAGAGGCAAAGGUGGACGAAUCCGUCCAGGAAUAUGUCAAGUUUAAUACCAACGUCGACGCUGUCUUUACUGCGCAUGUGCCGCUGAUGGUACAUACGAUACCAUUUGACCCUGCCACUGAGGACCAGAUCAGGGCAGAGUUCGCGAGGAGGGCAGGCAGGCCGUGGGAGGAGUUGGGCGUUGAGGGGGAGCAGAGGGACGAGAUGCUUAGGUCCUACGAGCAGGCCCUGGCUGGACUGGCAGAGAUGUAUAGGAGAGACACCACCGGGCCGUUCCUGAUGGGUGACAGGCCGUCCUAUGCGGAUUUUAUUAUCGGAGGCUGGCUGCAAAUGAGUCGAGUGAUGCUACUAAGCGAAGAAUGGGAGGCCUUGAAGGGCUGGCAUGGUGGGAUCUUUGGAAAGCUGCACCAGGCACUGGAUGUAUAUGCGCAGAUGGAUUAG